Molecule: messenger RNA, 387 nt
Organism: Klebsormidium nitens
Lineage: Eukaryota; Viridiplantae; Streptophyta; Klebsormidiophyceae; Klebsormidiales; Klebsormidiaceae
Source: the annotation of a GenBank genome assembly
AUGUACCUAAUCAAAGGAUUACGGAAGCUGUUGCAGAGGCGGGAUGACUCCGCAAGUGGGAUUGAUCCGAAACUCUUGAAAGAGGUUAAGAGGCUUUCCAAGGACAAGCGAGCGGUGUGUGAGCGGCAGAAGAUCAUUCGGUUUUACGAGCUCAUCGAGGACUUGGCUUACUUGGACAAGGAUACAGCAUUCCCAAUCUAUCUUGAUUGGUGCAUGCUGGAUCCUGAAAUCCGAGCGCAGAGGCUCACACUGCCAAUCGACGCAGAUCUGCGAGCCAGUUUCAAUAGAGAGGUGGAGUGGCUGAAACCACAAAACGAGGGGAAGCCGUCGAACCAGAGGCAUUUAACUCUAACUCCGGCGCUGGUUAUCUUCUACAAUCGGUGCUAG